This is a messenger RNA of Aaosphaeria arxii CBS 175.79, 1420 nucleotides long. RefSeq names its product 3-ketodihydrosphingosine reductase, Tsc10. The transcript is spliced from 2 exons. The record is from RefSeq and is a predicted model, not a curated record. Gene Ontology annotation, molecular function: 3-dehydrosphinganine reductase activity. Gene Ontology annotation, cellular component: endoplasmic reticulum membrane. Bases 13 to 1116 code for a protein of 367 amino acids. Lineage: Eukaryota; Fungi; Ascomycota; Dothideomycetes; Pleosporales. Gene Ontology annotation, biological process: sphingolipid biosynthetic process.
UCCUUUCUACUCAUGGCCUUUAUACUCUGGGGAACAAUCGCCCUUCUACUUCUUGUGGCAUAUAUCAGUUUGGACGUCAUGGGUUUUCUCCCAAAAAGGAACAAGUUCCAGAUCGAGGGACAGACUGUCAUUCUGACUGGCGGGUCUUAUGGCAUGGGCCGCGAGGUCGCGAGACUGAUCUCGGAACGCGGCGCAAACCUCAUCCUCGUCGCCCGAGACCCCAAGAAGCUCGAAAGCGCACUCGAAUAUGCCAAAUCGCACGCAAAGAACCCUUCGACCCAAAGAUUCCACUACAUCUCCGCCGACGUCACCUCGGAUGCAGAGAACGGACGCAUCCUCGAAGAAGCCACAGCCUGGAACAAUGGACGGGUUCCUGAGGUUGUCUGGACAAACGCCGGCGCAUCCGUUCCAGAGCUGUUCCUCGAGCAGAGCCACGAGACCAUGCACAAACAAAUGGAUCUGAAUUACUGGGCGCAUGUGUACCUGGCCCGCAGGACACUCAAGGCAUGGCUCUACCCGGAUACUCCAUACCAGCCGAAAGAGAAAGGCGCAAAGCCCGAGCCGCCUCGUCACUUCAUUUUCAGUCUAUCUGUGAUUGCAUUCUAUCAGGUAGCUGGAUAUGGUCAAUACGCCGCCUCAAAGUCGGCCCUGCGCGCGACGGCCGAUAUGUUACGCCAGGAAGUUCUCUUGUACAAUGGAGCACGACGCUCGAAUACUCAGACGAAGCAAGUUCCUGCCCCUUUCGACGUGCACAUCAGGACCGUUUACCCCGCGACCAUCAACUCGCCCGGUUUUGCUGUAGAGAACGAGACUAAGCACCCCGCUACCCUGGCUAUUGAGGAAACCGACCCUGUCCAAACAGAGAUCGAGGCAGCACAGGGCGCAAUCCGAGGACUGGAGGCUGGUAACUACAUGACGCCUACUAGUCUGUUGGCAGAUGCCAUCAGGAUGAGUACGCUGGGUGGUCAGCCCAGAGAUAAUAUUAUCAAGGACACCAUCGGUUCAUGGAUAACGAGCAUUGUCUGGCUCUUCAUGGGCCCGGAUCUGGACGGCAAGGUAUGGAACUGGGGAAAGAAGGAGGGCAUGCCCGAGCUCAAGCCUUCAACGAAGAAGUGAGAAGCUUUCGUCCUAGUGUCUUAUGCGUGUUCUCAAGGAGACAACGUCGAAGCGAAAGAAAAGCUGUGAAACUUAGAAAGCAAGCCUAAAGACUCAACAAUAGUUUUCUAUAACUGUAACGAAAUCUGACUAUCAUUGGUGAAUUAUAUGGCGCUUAGAUUGUGAUGGUAAGAGCGUAUUGCCUGGGCGCAUGAUUACCUUUUCAAAUGUAAACGCAUUUCUUCAUUAAAGCUUCUAAAGAUCGACCCUCUCAACAGAUUUGUAAUCGAAUUAGCUAGAUGUUGGCUUCAUUUUCUCCCACUUG